Molecule: messenger RNA, 432 nt
Organism: Pleurotus ostreatus (oyster mushroom)
Lineage: Eukaryota; Fungi; Basidiomycota; Agaricomycetes; Agaricales; Pleurotaceae
Exons: 6
Coding region: 1-432 (143 amino acids)
Source: RefSeq, a predicted model, not a curated record
AUGUCGACAGAAGGCAAUAUCUCCGAUGUCUUGACGAACCUGACGCGUCCCCCGACCGAUGCCACUCUUACCGUCCGCAUCAUCAAGUCAUUUGAAUUUCGGACCGAACGCAGUCUCGUCCUCCAUGAUAUAAAUCUGGAGACCACUACUGUGGGCGAGCUCAAGGAGAUCGCAUCGAAAGCUGUCAAAACGCAGCCAGGCUGGAAAGCGUACAGGAAUGUGGAGCUUGAUACACUCAAGCUAUACUCAAAGGCGCAUGGGGCCAAGACCACAAAUCUCAUAAUUAAUCUUGAUCACGACGACUGGCUAUUCAAAGAUGAUAGCAAAUUCCUUAUCGAUCUGGGAUUCGAAAACGAAACCGAAGUGAGCUUCUUCAACGGCGAAAUGUACGAAAAGUUCAGAGCGAAUCCAGAGACACGCUGGGAUUCAUGA